AUGCAUCACCAUAAGCAUAAUACGCAUCACCACCACACUUUGGUGUCGCAGCGCAGCAGCGGCUCGGGGUCCGGGUCGGCGAGCGGCGGCGGCUCGUCGUCGUCGCCGUCGCCGCCGUCGUCUUCGCCGUCGCCGUCCGGCGAGCGGCCGCCCACGCCGCCGCCGCCCGCGCCGCAGCCCUGCGCCUACAUCUACCGCAACUAG
Messenger RNA from Parnassius mnemosyne (clouded apollo), 204 nucleotides. The record is from the annotation of a GenBank genome assembly. Lineage: Eukaryota; Metazoa; Arthropoda; Insecta; Lepidoptera; Papilionidae.